Messenger RNA from Stylophora pistillata, 2964 nucleotides. RefSeq lists its product as uncharacterized. NCBI's taxonomy places the organism in Eukaryota, Metazoa, Cnidaria, Anthozoa, Scleractinia, Pocilloporidae. The record is from RefSeq and is a predicted model, not a curated record.
UUUAUCCUUUGCUUGGUCUCCUAGUGGAAGGCUGAUGGCGAUCGCCGAUUGUGCGCGUUGCAUAUACCUGAUAAACACACAUGAUGGAUUAAAGACUCUGAUACGGGCUGACACUCCAACAAACUGUGGUAUGUUAAAGUUAUCUCCUGAUUGCCGGUUCCUAUUCGGUUUGUGUUGUGAGAUUGCUGAGAAUGAGAUUGUUCCCAAUUGCCAGAAUAUGUGUUUAGAUAUUGAGAGGGACACUGAAUCAGUAUAUAAUUUUUCUCAAUUUUAUCAAAUGACGAGUCUCAGCCAGUACGUUUUAGCAUUUCAAACUUGCAAUGCGAGUGGCUUUUUAUCAGGAGAUCCCUUUUGGUGUACAUUGGCACUACGUUUCGGUGGUUAUCCAAAGUUUGCACUUGUACUAAAUAAUGGGCUGUUUAUAGAAGCUUCCCCUUUUAGUGAUGAAAUCGACGUGUCUUGGCUUAACGACGCAAGGAAGGGGAGAGGUGAAAGUAGCGAUGAAUCGGAGCAAGGCACAGAUCUUGGUGACCUUACGGAACAGAGAGGCGAAAAUAACGAUCUAACGGAACAGAAAGCUGAAUUCGCUGGCCUACCAGAAGAGGUAGAACUUGUUGAUUUAGAUAACCCACUAGAAAUUGACGAUAUUCAGGAACGGAAAACUGACAACGAUGUCUUGUCAGGACGGAGAACUGAAGUUGUUGAUCUACUGGAGCCGAGAGCUAAACUUGACGACCUACCAGAACAGAGAGCUGAGCAUGGUGGUUUAGUAGAACAUGGUGCGAAACUCAACAACAUCACAGAAAAGAGAGAUGAGCUUGAUGACGUUGUGGUACAACGAACGGAAUUUAAUGACCCGCCAGAAAAGAAUAUUGAACUUCUUAACUCAAUGGAGGUGGGUGUUAAACUGGUUGAACCACCAGUAAUAUUGGAAAUUGACCCUUCGGUCCUAUCAGAGAAUGGAGCUGAUCUUUACGACUUUUCGGAAAAGAAUUCUAUAGUUCCUGACCAACAUGAACUCGACGACUCAGAUGAACUUCUCUUACAUGAACUUGAUCUCUUAGAUGAUGUGGAACGACAGGGACCUUUACUGGAGGACAUAGAGAAAAGCGACGUUGUUGAUCAUUUCUUCGGUAAAGAAGUUUAUUUCUCUAUUGAUGGCGGCUCUCUUUAUCUUGUAAAGGCUAGAACGAUACUGGGGAUAAAUCUUAGGACUGGGGAUAUUUUUACUAAAAGGUUUAAGGGCGAAAGAAGGCCUUUUGGUAUGCCCGGUUUUGUUUUUGUGCCCGUCAAAAGAGGUGUCUUAUUUAAAAGAGAUAGGAAGUCGCUUGAGUUGUGGAACUCUGAGCUGUCUGUUUGUAUUCAAAGGUGGCCUACCUUUGACGCCGCCUACGAUAUUGUACCCCUAUCAGAGGAACGACUCGGCAUUAAAGGCCUGUCUUCCUUUAGUCAGAACUUGAAAGUGACUGUUCUAGAUACAACAAGUGGAAAAAUUGUUUCAAUUAUUGGAAAUUUUGAUGGUACAUUUUUGGCAUGUAACAGUAAAUGUGAAGUGCUAACCUAUACUGAUGGGGACUCAAUGCAGCUGCGGUGUGAAAACAGAGUGUUGUGGGAAACUUCUCUCCAUCCCGAUCUGCAACACUUAGUCGUUUCUGGUAUUUUUUCUCCUACUGAGGAAUACUUUAUCAUUUCUGGUAAAACUGACUCGUACGUCUUCGAUGUAGUUUCGGGAAAAGUGAUUUCUCAAUUGAAGGACACGAAUGUAGAUUCUACAAAGUUUAUCAGCAACGAGGACUGCAUUGCGGGCGUUCGUGCUUCAUAUCCAUCAGGACAUUACUUUCUUCGAUUAUACAACGUGAAAUCUGGUGAUCUCCUGAGUGAAAUUGUGGAAGAACGAGGAGUUUCAAGUUUUGCAGUUUGUCCUUGUAAGCGCUUGGUCGCAGUUGGCCUUUUCUGCCCCGAGGACUACUUUGAAAUCAUUCAAGUGAAGCUUCCAGGCGAUAAUGAAAAGAAGAGCGACAAAAGGUUGAUCUUUCCAAAAGACUGAAGUCAACAAAGAUUUGCAGUUUUGUCGCAGAAUGGAAAAGACAUUGGCAGAAAAGGCUGUAUUCCGCUGAUUCCUAUGCUUUGGAGUGGUCACGAUUUGCCGGCCCCCCACAUCUGAACCGGAGAGACCGCUGACCAAAGUCAGCUCGAGUACAAAAAUGAUGUUAGUGACAAAAGAAUUGACAAGCUGUUCAAGGUCUCAUUUAAUACUUAUUCUAAAAAGGGACCUAGAUGAAUGUUUAGAGCUAUUCACAUUGAAAACGUUACCGAAAGCUUUUUACAGAGACCUCAUAAGUAUGCUUAAGCGUUCCUAAUGUAAACUGAAGACGAACAUUUAAUGAUUUAUCUUAUUGCUCUUCUGGUGUUAAAUCAACCAGCUACAAGCUAAGAAAUUGUUUUAUGGACGCUGAGUGCAGUUAGCAUUUCACGUUCAUUUACGAGUAUAAUUUCAGGGAGCUUGUUGCGACUUGUUAAACUUGUUAGACUGAUUCUUCGUUAGAAACGAAAAGUUCAGUAAGGUCUUAACUUCAUUUUCUGCCAAAUAACUUUUACAGCUUGAGACUUUUAGAGAGUACCACCUGUGAUGCUCUCGUAUUUUAGUUUAUUUUCUCUAUUAAUAGAGGUACUUUCAACUUUGUGUAAAUAAGAAAUCAGCGAAAUUUAUAUCCAAUUUAUGUGUACAUGAGUCAUACCAGCCUGGUUGAAAAUGGAACCAGAAUGACCGUGCGGCGAUCGUUUUUCCAGGGGAAAAAAAGGAUACUCAAUGCGCCUAUUUUUGCAUUUAAAUUAGUUUGCGUAUAUUUUUCAAAUUUGAUGACAAUACUUGAUGUUUUAAAAAAUACCUUCUUCUAUCAGAGAGGAAGGGCUGUAGUCACUCAAAGUAAAGUAGUGUUACAAUAAAAUGUAAACAGAGAAGGA